Dendronephthya gigantea is the source of this 2326-nucleotide messenger RNA. Its product is annotated as diamine acetyltransferase 2-like. The transcript is spliced from 6 exons. The record is from RefSeq and is a predicted model, not a curated record. The coding region runs from base 136 to 684 and encodes 182 amino acids. Gene Ontology annotation, molecular function: N-acetyltransferase activity. NCBI's taxonomy places the organism in Eukaryota, Metazoa, Cnidaria, Anthozoa, Malacalcyonacea, Nephtheidae.
AGCAAUGCGAAAGUGUCACAGUGACCAGUUACUGUCCAGUUCAUUGAACUUCAUUCGCUCAUAGUUUUUUCAUUUGAAUAAUAAAGUUUGAUAAUAAAACAACGGCUUUAUAGCACAUAUAUUUUAUCGUGAGUCAUGGGAACUGCUGCAGAAAACAUUCCUCAACUUCCAAAAGUUGUUGAGAAAGAUGGGUUUAUCAUCAGAAAUGGUAGACCUGAUGAUUGUGCUGCAAUUGUAAGGUAUAUAAAGGAUUUAGCUGUUUAUGAAAAAGAACCAGAAUCUGUUGUUGAAGUUACUGAAGAAGUGCUGAGGAAAGAUGGUUUCGGAGAUUCACCUACGUUUAGAUGUCUUGUAGCUGAAAAACAAAAUGAAGGACAAAGAAUAAUUGUAGGAUAUGCUAUAUAUGUCAAUUCAUAUUCGACUUGGAAAGGAAGAUCGCUUUGGAUUGAAGAUCUCUUUGUUAGACCCGAUUCACGAGGUCAAGGAAUUGGGCUAGAAUUUUUAAAAUGCCUCUCGAAGAUUUCACUCGAUAAUGGGCUGGCAAAGAUUCGUUGUAACGUUUUAUGCUGGAAUGAUAUCGCAAUUUCAUUUUAUAAGAAAAUCGGCGGAAUUGUAGAAGACGAGUGGAGGCAAUGCACGUUUACUCAUGAAGUUAUGAAACAAUUGGUGAAAUCACAACCUUAAUGUAUGAGAAAAUCAUUAUAUAGCAGACCAUGUUUCAAUAUUAACACAUAUUUGAUACGUUGAUAAUUAACUUGAAUAUGCAGUAAUUAAUUGAAUAUGCAGUAUUUGAAAUUAUCUCGACGCUAAAGUUGAGAGCGAGAGGCACAGGAGAGCGAGAAACAUGACGUAGAGUGUGCAGUCACUUACAAUUAACGAGUGCCCAAUGAGCCACUCGCAGGUAAUGGAUAAAAUAGCUUUGCACGAGUGAUAUACGAUUGAAUAUUUGUACACACUCGCAGAUUUACGUUUAGAAUUUGAGGUAUUGCAAAUUUUUAGAACUGGCAUUAUAAACAUGCAGUUGUUAUAACUGCACUGACUAGUCACCGAUAUUAACGAUUUAAUGCGAUAAACCAUAUGGUAUAUAGGUUGCUGUUGUUUUGAUGUCAAAACUCUAAAUAUAUAAAGUCAUAACCCCUCCCAAACUAUAAGUUAUAAUAUAUAAAAACUUACCUUCACUAACUUCGCCAUCUAGCAAAAAAGCAUUGGUUUGAGCUGGUAAAAACAAAUCGAUAAAUGAUCGAGCAGCUGCAGUUAAUUAUUGCAGCCCAAAGUUAGCAAGUAGUCUUUCAUUAUUUAUCCGAUAUCCCAAUGUCAAUAACUUUAAACGAGCUUAUAUACCAAGUGGAAACCAAAGUAUUUACUAAAUCGCAAUGAAUAUAGAGCCAGAGAAAAUAUAUAGUUUGGCCGUUGCAUCAAAACACUAGAGACCUUAAGCAUGUAGGACGGCAACACGACGACGACGUGGUUGGAAUACUCCUUUGAAUAAAUGUUAUGGUGAAGCGUUGUUGUAUAUUUUCAACUGUGACAAUUUAAUGAGAUAUAAGACGUUCCAGGUAGCGCUCACUGGGUCCUGAAAUGCAGACGUUCUACAGGGUGUAUCAAAAAACUGCAAAUACCAUAAUUUGUGUGCACUUUAGAAUUUUAAUUCUAAAUAACUGAGCAACUGAGCGAAUAACUGUGCAACUAAUUACGCUUCUGAGAUUUGAAAAUACGUUUGCUCUGUUGUUAGCUGAGCCAUUCGUAAUCGACCUAAUUUCAAUUCACUCUGUAUAACUUUAACUUUAACUUUAAUAAAUAUGCCUCUUUGAGCAUCUCUAUGUUGUUACAAAGUUCAAAAACAAUUCGGUAUAAAAAUUACUUACAAAAACCUCUAUAAAAACAUAUCUAUAAGUUUAUAUAUACAAAUAGACUAGCUCAUAUUUAAAAACCUAAAUUCUAUUAAAAACUUCAUCUGAUAAGUCCCAAUAACCAUUAGUGCUGUCUCUGCCAAGAUUAGUCAAUUUAUGAUAUUCUAAUUUUGCCUUAAAAUCAUCAACCGAAGUUGCUUCUUUUACCUCACAUGGCAACAUAUUCCAGUACUUAACUACUCUCUGCUUGAAUAAGUCCACACUAUUACCAAGCUUAUAACUUGAUGUAUGUACAAGAUUUCUUCCUGAUCUCGAGAAACGGAAAAAACCAUCUCCAUAAUUCACUGUUCCUUUUAUAAUUUUAAAAGUUUCGAUCAAAUCACUACGAGCACGGCGUUCUAAUGAAUGCUUGUUGCUUGUUUUGAUAACCCUGGGAAACGUAUUUUCAAAUCUCAGAAGCGUAAUUAGUUGCACAG